AUGGAUAACGAAAAAGACGUUGCCUCCGAAGAGGCAGAUGCUAAACUUACUGCCAUGGGAUACAAAGCUGAAUUACCUCGUUCGUUGUCCUUCUUUUCUGUACUUGGGCUGUCGUUUGCGAUUAUGGCUGUGCCUAGCGGUGAGUCGGUGACUCUUUCUAUUGGACUCAAGGAUGGCGGUCCAGUGACGAUCUUCUACGGCUGGAUAUUACUCACUAUUAUUUCAAUAUGUAUUGCUUCAAGUCUAGCCGAAAUUUGCUCAGCAUAUCCGACCUCAGGUGGUGUCUAUUAUUGGUCUGCAAUGUUAGCAAACAAGAAAUGGGCACCUAUUGCUUCUUGGACAACGGGAUGGGUAGGCCUUGUUGGAAAUUGGACAGUGACCACAUCGAUUUGUUUUUCGGGCGGACAAUUAAUAUUGUCUGCUAUUGGACUUUGGAAUGAAGCUUAUAUUCCGAAUGCUUGGCAUGUCGUAUUGAUGUACUGGGCUGUACUGCUCGUAGCGUUGUUAAUUAACAUGUUAGCCUCAAAAUACUUGGAAUUUAUCAAUACCGUAUGUGUUUUUUGGACGGGUGCAUCUGUUCUGAUUAUAGUGGUUACUAUUUUGACUAUGGCAAAGGCAGGAAGAAGAAGUGCGGUAUAUGUAUUUACUGAGUUCGAUGCAACGAGAGCGGGUUGGGCACCAGGAUGGGCUUUUUUCGUCGGGUUACUUCAAUCUGCUUAUACCCUCACUGGUUACGGUAUGGUGGCAGCCAUGUGCGAAGAAGUUCAACAUCCAGAGCGAGAGGUGCCGAAAGCGAUGGUGUUUUCUGUUGUCGCAGCUGGAAUUACGGGUGUCAUUUAUCUCAUCCCCAUUCUUUUUGUUAUGCCCGAUGUUGAUAAACUACUCUCCAUAUCAACCGGUCAACCAAUCGGAUAUCUCUUCAUGACCGCGACAGGUUCAGCAGGUGGUGGAUUUGGUCUCUUGCUUCUUCUCAUUGGUAUUCAAUUUUUCGCUGCAAUCGGUUCCUUGACAGCCGCUUCUCGAUGCCUUUACGCAUUUAGUCGAGACGGUGCGGUACCAGGUUCGAGUAUCUGGUCAAAAAUAAACAAACGAUACGAUGUGCCACUUCAUGCUUUAUUACUCUCAACUUUGAUCCAGGGUCUUCUCGGCCUCAUUUAUCUCGGCUCAUCAGCUGCAUUCAACGCCUUUACCGGCGUAGCUACAAUAUGCCUUUCUGCUUCGUACGCAUUACCUAUUUUCAUACUUCUCCUUCGAGGACGUCAUUUAGUCGAUAGUGCUCCUUUUCAUCUUGGUAAAUUCGGCUAUAUCAUUAAUAUUAUCACGAUCCUCUGGAUUAUUCUGGCUAUCGUGAUAUUUACGAUGCCAACAGCGGUACCUAUCACGGCUUCAAGUAUGAAUUAUGCCAGUGUACUGUUUGUUUCCUUCGCUGGAUUCAGCAUUUUAUGGUAUGUUGUAUCGGGAAGGAAACAUUUCACUGGUCCACCCAUACUUUCGCUGAAAUAA
Rotaria sp. Silwood2 is the source of this 1503-nucleotide messenger RNA. The record is from the annotation of a GenBank genome assembly. NCBI's taxonomy places the organism in Eukaryota, Metazoa, Rotifera, Eurotatoria, Philodinida, Philodinidae.